CCUAACGGCAGCGUUGGCGGCAGCGGCAGCGGCGGAGCUGGGGCUGCCGAGCUUUGCUGCUCCAGGUCUCGCGGCGGCGCCUCCGAGGGACCCGGGCCGCGGGUGGAGGCGGGAGGCGCACGGCGGAGGCGUGCGGCGAUGGUGGGCGUCCCUGGAGCGGCCGCCUUCCAGCUUGGUGCUGAGAAAAGAGUGCCAGCAAUGCCUGGAUCGCCUGUGGAAGUGAAGAUACAGUCAAGAUCCUCACCUCCCACCAUGCCACCCCUCCCACCAAUAAAUCCUGGGGGACCCAGGCCAGUGUCAUUUACUCCAACAGCAUUAAGCAAUGGCAUCAACCAUUCUCCUCCUACCCUGAAUGGUGCCCCAUCACCACCACAGAGAUUCAGCAAUGGUCCUGCCUCUUCCACAUCAUCUGCACUAACAAAUCAACAGUUGCCAGCCACUUGUGGUGCUCGGCAGCUCAGCAAGUUGAAACGCUUCCUUACCACACUGCAACAGUUUGGCAAUGACAUCUCACCUGAGAUUGGGGAGAAGGUGCGGACUCUUGUUCUAGCACUGGUGAACUCAACAGUAACAAUUGAAGAAUUCCAUUGCAAGCUCCAGGAGGCUACAAACUUUCCUCUUCGUCCUUUUGUGAUUCCAUUCCUCAAGGCCAAUCUGCCCCUGCUGCAGCGAGAACUGCUGCACUGUGCUCGAGCCGCCAAGCAGACCCCGUCCCAAUACCUGGCUCAACACGAACACCUUCUGCUCAACACAAGUAUUGCGUCACCUGCUGACUCUUCUGAGCUUCUCAUGGAAGUGCAUGGAAACGGAAAGAGGCCCAGUCCGGAGAGGAGGGAAGAGAGCGGUUUUGAAAGAGAUACAAUUCCUCCCGAGCCUCCUGCCAAGAGAGUGUGCACCAUCAGCCCUGCUCCCCGGCACAGUCCUGCCCUCACUGUGCCCCUCAUGAAUCCUGGGGGCCAGUUCCAUCCUACUCCUCCACCUCUUCAGCACUACACGUUAGAAGAUAUUGCAACUUCACACCUGUAUCGUGAGCCCAAUAAGAUGCUAGAACAUCGAGAAGUUCGUGAUAGACACCACAAUCUUAGUCUAAAUGGAGGCUAUCAAGAUGAGUUGGUAGACCACCGUUUGACAGAAAGGGAAUGGGCUGAUGAAUGGAAACAUCUUGAUCAUGCUCUGAACUGCAUUAUGGAAAUGGUAGAGAAGACAAGGCGCUCCAUGGCAGUCCUGCGGCGCUGUCAGGAAUCUGAUCGUGAAGAACUCAAUUACUGGAAAAGACGAUAUAACGAAAACACAGAGAUGAGGAAGACAGGGAGCGAGUUGGUCUCUAGGCAGCACAGUCCUGGGAGUGCAGAUUCUCUCAGCAAUGAUUCUCAGCGAGAAUUCAACAGUAGGCCAGGAACAGGAUAUGUACCUGUGGAGUUUUGGAAAAAAACUGAAGAAGCUGUGAAUAAGGUGAAAAUUCAGGCCAUGUCAGAAGUACAGAAAGCCGUUGCUGAGGCAGAGCAAAAAGCCUUUGAAGUGAUUGCAACAGAGAGAGCUCGGAUGGAGCAAACCAUAGCGGACGUCAAACGGCAGGCCGCAGAGGACGCCUUCCUCGUCAUAAAUGAGCAAGAAGAGUCAACAGAGAACUGCUGGAACUGUGGCCGCAAGGCCAGCGAGACCUGCAGCGGCUGCAACAUCGCACGAUACUGCGGCUCUUUCUGCCAGCACAAGGACUGGGAGCGGCACCACCGCCUCUGUGGCCAGAACCUGCACGGCCAGAGUCCCCACAGCCAGAGCCGGCCACUGCUUCCUGGAGGGAGGGGCUCCUCGGCCAGGUCCACCGACUGCAGCGUGCCCAGCCCGGCUCUGGACAAGACCUCGGCCACCACCUCACGCUCCUCAACACCUGCCUCUGUGACAGCCAUCGACACCAACGGACUCUGAGCCCCAGACUCACUUCCCUCUGAUGACCUCACAGCACGGCAAACCAUGGCACAGGGGGCCCGGCUGUUUGAACCAGUGCAGUUAGCUGUUGGGUCAUCAGCACGGAGUGAAGUGGAGGCAGGAAGAGUGCAAGGCCAGCCAACACUGCUCCACAGCCCCUCCGGACACUGGCCCCAGUUUCCUGUCUGUGUCCUUGGGGGAGCUAGUGUGCCACUCUCUCUGCACACAGGCAGCUAGCCAGAGCCGCUCCUCCUUCCUUGGCUUCCAGGUUUGUUCCCGUUCCAGCUGAAACUGGCGUGGCCAUCCCCUUCUCAGUAUAGACCACCAGCUCCCCUCCCUGCCUCUCCAGGCAGCAGACCCGUCAGAGGUGCCCGGUCGGGCUGGAGGGGGCUCGCUCCACACACUGCCGCCUACUCCACCGUCCUCCUGCGGCAGAGGCCUGGAAGCUGACAGCAGGCCGUGGAGGAGAUUCCCUCCGACGGGGGUGGCCCCUCUUGCCCUGGAACAGCUCCUUUAGCCCCAUUUCCACCCUCAGCAGAUGCCACUGACUAGCCCCCGCCCCCGGACAUGGGCAGGCAGAAGCAGCACUCAGGACCCUCUCUUCGACCCUGCUGUUCAGACUUGUUAAGAGUAUCAGAAAUCACAGGAAAUAAGUCACCAUUUCACUAAAAGCACCCGUAAUAAUGAAAAACAAAUAAAACUUCCUCCAAGCAUCACA
Molecule: messenger RNA, 2644 nt
Organism: Prionailurus viverrinus (fishing cat)
Lineage: Eukaryota; Metazoa; Chordata; Mammalia; Carnivora; Felidae
Gene: CBFA2T2
Product: CBFA2/RUNX1 partner transcriptional co-repressor 2
Exons: 11
Coding region: 139-1926 (595 amino acids)
Biological process (GO): DNA-templated transcription; negative regulation of DNA-templated transcription
Cellular component (GO): nucleus
Molecular function (GO): transcription corepressor activity
Source: RefSeq, a predicted model, not a curated record